Microthlaspi erraticum is the source of this 1140-nucleotide messenger RNA. Lineage: Eukaryota; Viridiplantae; Streptophyta; Magnoliopsida; Brassicales; Brassicaceae. The record is from the annotation of a GenBank genome assembly.
AUGCCUAUCGAUCUCAUCCUCGAGAUUCUCUCCAGAGCAACGGCUAAGUCAGUCGCUAGGUUUCGUCUCGCCUCCAAGUUCUGUGCGUCCAUAGUUAGACGUCCAGAUUUCACCGAGCUGUUCCUGACCAGAUCUUCGGCCCGGCCGCGUCUCCUGUUCGCUAUCAAAGGAGACCGUAAGUGGAGCUUCUACUCAUCGCCUCAGCUUGCUCGCGUUGAGUUACGCUCCAACUCGUCGUCUCUUGUAGUAGCCGCCGAUUAUCAGGUGAAGUUACCUGGAUACACGCACUCAGAAAUUUGUGAUCCUGUCUCUGGUCUGAUAUAUUUACCUGACGUGCAUAUGGAAAAUAAGAAUGUGAUCACAGUGCCGGUGGCGUAUAACCCUAGCACGGGACAGUACGGGAGCUGCCCCCAACGGAGAAUUAUGACGAGGAAUUAUUAUUAUUUCAGAGACCUUUUAGGUUAUGACCCUGUUGACAAAAACUUCAAGGUACUGUCAUAUGAUAAUGGUAAAAAGGAGUAUCAUAUCCUGACACUUGGAGCUCGGAAAGAGUCGUGGAGGAAGAUCGAGUUUCCAGACCAUCAUGGUCAUUUAUCUGAAGGGAUAUGCAUUAAUGGGGUUUUGUAUUACUUAGCUGAGGUAUAUGGUUACUCGCCUGUGCCUUCUGUCAGUCGUGUGAGUAUAGCUUGCUUUGAUGUUAGGUCCGAAAAGAUUCGCUUUCUUGACGCAUCUAUGUUCAAAACAUCAUCGUGUAUUUGGCCUUAUAAACUGAUAAAUUACAAGGGUGAAUUAGGGGUGAGUGGUUUGGGUUGGCAUUGUUUAAACCCUGAUGGAAAGCAUACCAUUGAGUUUAAAUUGUGGGUUCUAAAGGAUGUCAAGAAAAUUUCUUGGUCAAAAAGUGUUUUCUUGGCGAGACCAGAGGGUGAGUUUUCCAAUUGCCUUGCGGUCGUUGGAGCGACUGCGACAGGUGAAAUUGUUUUUUCGAUGAGCUAUGUAUCUAAACCGUUUUAUGUUUUCUACUUCAGUCCGGAGAGAAACACUACCGAGAGAGUUGAAAUCCGAGGUUUUGAAGCUUUUGAGAAUCCUUGUAAAGUUCACACCUUUGUAGACCAUGUCGAGGAUUUCAAGUUUAUUACAUGA